AUUGAAAGACAGAGAGGACUUUAAUUUUGCUCUGGCGGCGUGACGUCAUAAGACUGCGAUUUCCCGUGUCUGUUGUGAAUCGGCUCAAGAAAGAGAAAGUCCUGCUGAAGAGACUGAGAUCCUCGUGACACACUGAUAUAAAGAUGGCGUUUAUUAAAGAGGAGAGUGAAGACAUCAGAAUUGAAGAAGUGUUCAGUCUGAAACAAGAAGAGACGGAGGAACAAAUAGGCCAAGAUCUGAAUGCAAUGGAACAGACAGAUCAGUAUGAGAAUCUCCAUGAUUUACUAAUUGGUGAAAAAACUACAAAGACUAAAAUGGCUUCAAUACGAAAAAGAGCUCAGAAAACCAAAUCUAACAGCCAUUUCACCUGCCAUCACUGUGGAAGGAGUUUCAAAGAAAAACAAAAUCUACAAACGCACAUGAGAAUUCACACUGGAGAGAGACCAUUCACCUGUCAACAGUGUGGAAAAAACUUCGCUCAACAAGGAUCCCUCAAAAAUCACAUGAGAACUCACACAGGAGAGAAGCCUUACACAUGCCAACAGUGUGGAAAAAGUUUCACUCAAAAUGCAUCCCUUAUAUAUCACAUGAGAACUCACUCGGGAGAGAAGCCUUACACCUGCCAACAGUGUGGAAACAGUUUCACUCAAAAAUCAUACCUUCAAAGUCACAUGACAACUCACUCGGGAGAGAAGCCUUUCACCUGUCAGCAGUGUGGAAAGAGUUAUACACAGAAAAGCACCCUUCAUACCCACAUGAGCAUUCACACUGGAGAGAAGCCUUAUACAUGUGAGCAGUGUGGAAAGAGUUUCCCUGGAAAACAAAAGCUUAAAGUCCACAUGAGAGUUCACACUCAAGAGAAGCCUUACUCUUGCAAGUAUUGUGGGAAGGGUUUCACACAUGCAUGCUCCCGUUAUUACCACAUGAGAGUUCACACUGGACCAAAGCUGUUCACAUGUGAUCGUUGUGGAAAGACCCUCACAACAGAAUUUAGCCUUAAGUGUCACAAGAUGAUUCACACUGGAAAGAAACCCUUCAAAUGUGAUCAGUGUGGAAGGUGUUUCAUACGUAAGGCAAAACUUAGUUGCCACAUGAAGACUCAUUCGGCAGAGGAAUGCUGUAAAUGUGCUCAGUGUGAAAAGAGUUUCAGGAGUAAACGUAGUCUAAAUGCUCACAUUAAAAAACAACACACCCGAGAGGAGCCUGUGGGAAGAGCUUCUCACAAUUAAUCUUAAGAUUCACUUGAAAUGUGUGUGGAAUCAUGAAGAAACCCACAUGAGAUUUCACUUAGGAGAGAACUAUUAUGCCAUCAUUGCAAAGUGUUUCUCAGUCAGAGGAAACCUGAAGAUUCACAGAGGAGUUCAGACUGGAGAGAGAACUUUCAAGAUCAUUCUGGAAAUAAAGUGUGACUUUGACGAGGUUUACCAAAAGAAGCAAUUUAAAAAAUCCCCAGCAUAUUCACUCUGGAGAAAGGCCUGUUAACUUUGAUCAAUGUAAUACAUUUGACAUUACACCUGAUAGAUACAUUUUUGUGUUUUGUGGAGAAAGUUUUAAAUAGCCCUGCAUUUUAAGAGAGCAUAAGAAAAUAUGUAUAUGUUUGAAAUUACCCUUACUAAAAUCAACCAUGGUUUUACUACAAAUAAAACCA
Molecule: messenger RNA, 1648 nt
Organism: Carassius carassius (crucian carp)
Lineage: Eukaryota; Metazoa; Chordata; Actinopteri; Cypriniformes; Cyprinidae
Product: gastrula zinc finger protein XlCGF8.2DB-like
Exons: 3
Coding region: 144-1229 (361 amino acids)
Biological process (GO): regulation of transcription by RNA polymerase II
Cellular component (GO): nucleus
Molecular function (GO): RNA polymerase II transcription regulatory region sequence-specific DNA binding; DNA-binding transcription factor activity, RNA polymerase II-specific
Source: RefSeq, a predicted model, not a curated record